This is a messenger RNA of Pyricularia grisea, 2160 nucleotides long. RefSeq lists its product as uncharacterized. Lineage: Eukaryota; Fungi; Ascomycota; Sordariomycetes; Magnaporthales; Pyriculariaceae. The transcript is spliced from 2 exons. The record is from RefSeq and is a predicted model, not a curated record. Bases 1 to 1668 code for a protein of 555 amino acids.
AUGGGGUUGGCCAUGGAAACGGCCGCUGACAGAGCAACGCCACCAGAAGAAAUAGCAAACAAAGCGCAGCUGUCAUCCAGUCGCUCAUCCGCUGAACGGCCCGCGUCCGACACCAUCGGUUCUUACCUGGUUAAACAGGCCUCUGGUGCUGCUGCUAUGCUCAAUCGCUUGAGGAAGCCUCGGCCGCAUUCCACAUCCGAGAAAUCACGCUUUGUCUUCAAAAUUCAACAAGACGAUUCCAUAGGCCGCCUAUCGUUGGAUGCAGAUCCGAGACGAGCCACAAGAGCAUCGAUCGAUGACAGUCCACAACGAACGACGCCGACACCGAUCCACUCACUGUACGCGAGGAACAUGGGGGGCACUUCUGCGUUAGAACAUCAACAAAACGGCAGCAAACCUCUACCCUCACUCCCGACUUCCCCUUCGGCGCAACUAUCCCCUGGACAUUGCCAGAGAAUGGCCUCGACUAUUCGUUCUGUGCCGAACCACGACAGCAGGCCCUCGUACGACGAAGACGGAGACUCGACAGAGUGGUCCGCCCGGAAUUCCGCGUCGGCGUUUUCCAGCUCUCUUCAGAGCGAAUACAGUACCGUAUCUUCGAGUUCACCGCAUACGUCACAAACAAACGGUGGCAGCGAAUCGUCGCCAAACCCCAAAACGAAAAAUAGCCAGAACACACCGACAGCGGCGCACCUGGCGGCACCAAAUCAGCAUCAAAAGCUCAAACAGGCAUCGAGAACACCAAGCCCGGACAGCAGGGGUAGCGUUGAAGUACCAAGGAGGGAAAGUAGUUUGGGGGUUACAGAUCAUUCAUAUUUACGCCGGAACGUCGGGUUAAGCACAAGCCCAAGCAACGGAAACGCGUCAAAAAUGGGCCGACAGGAGUCCUCCGAAGAGGUUGGGUGGGAUUCAACGGUGGGAAAGGCAGCCCUGAGCGGGAAGACGGGCAGGGUCAUCAACAAACUGGUCUCGGACAACGAGUCGCUGAAGCGGGAUAUACAGAUAGAAAAGCUCAAGGCGGAGGAGUCAAGACAGGCAGCUCGGUUACUGGAGGACAAAAUGGAGCGAAUGGCGGCCGAGUACGAAAGCCGUCUGCUAGACGCCAACAUCACAAAGACCCUCCUGACUAAAAAGGAACGCAAGGUCGAAAGCUUACAAGCAGCCGUAGAGCUCGAGAAGCAACGGACAGCCGACGCACGGGAUAAGGAACGGACCUGGCGUGAGGAGAUGGACAAGGUGCGCGGUGAUUCAAAGCGGACCGUCGAACAGGCAACGACACAUGCGGCGCUGAUGGAGGGUCGUUACAACGCCAUUAGCAGCCAUUGGCGCGAGCAAGGGGAGGAGGUCGAGAAAGCACUCUCACGGGUGCGCAAGGAGAUGGCGCAACUGCUCAAGGAGCGGGCACUCGACGACGACAAGAUCAAUACCCUCCGUGAGCUUUGCGAUCAGCAGGACGGCAAUAUUAGAGAACUCCGUCGGCAGAACGAGUCCAUCGGGGCAAAGUUUGCCGAGUACAAGGCGACGCAAGAGGAGGCGCUACGGGACAUCAAGACCAAGGCGGCGCAGCGGGAGGAGGAGCAGACGAGACAGCUCGAGGAAGCCAGAGAUGUGCUGCAUAAGCUCAAAUGGGCGCUGCAGGUCAAGGAGAACGUAAAGGGUGCGCAAUGAACAAAUAUCAAAAGAUACCGAACAAUGAGUUCAUUGGUGGUCCACACCCUGCGUAUAUAAGAUGAGCUGCGAGACCCGUUUUCUACGUACGGGCAAGGCAAGGCAGCAUACAAGAAGCUACUGACAACGGUGCUUGGCAUACCAUGAAUGUGGUGCAUUUGCCACACCCAUGAUAUCGGGGAAUUACCUUUCUUUUCUUCCUUCUAUGAAAAAUUGGCGUUACUUUUUUUUUAUCCCUAUUAUUUCGAGGUACAUAUUCGCGAUUCCAGAAGACAGGCUGUUUGUUUUAUAGAUAUUUCGAUGGUUGUUCCUCGACAACAACCUACCAAACGCACUCUCUUUUUGCUCUCCUCCUUGGGCUCCUUUCUUUUUUUUUUUUUUUUUUGGUGUACUACGACGGCGUUUCACACUUCGGUUCAAAUUUGUCGACAAAACAACAAAUAUCAUACUGGGUUCAUUCUAGAAAAGACGCGUCAGGGCCAUGACUCCUGA